Molecule: messenger RNA, 249 nt
Organism: Plasmodium vinckei vinckei
Lineage: Eukaryota; Apicomplexa; Aconoidasida; Haemosporida; Plasmodiidae
Product: conserved Plasmodium protein, unknown function
Exons: 3
Coding region: 1-249 (82 amino acids)
Source: RefSeq, a predicted model, not a curated record
AUGACAGUAAUGAGGCAUAUUCCCAUUCCUUCAGGUUUUACAGUCAGUAGAAAUAUAAGAAGGUUCAACAUGGCUGAAAAUGAUAGGAAAAUAUUCUUCUCCUUCAAUCUGUUUUCCAUUUUUAUAUUCACACUUCCAAUUAUUUACAUGUAUAAUGCUAACUACAAAAUGUGCAAAGAAAAUGAUGUCAUAUACAACAAAUUAAAACACACCGGAAUUAAAGUUACAAAUAGCCUAUUCACAAAAUAA